Molecule: messenger RNA, 2432 nt
Organism: Styela clava
Lineage: Eukaryota; Metazoa; Chordata; Ascidiacea; Stolidobranchia; Styelidae
Product: phenylalanine--tRNA ligase beta subunit-like
Biological process (GO): phenylalanyl-tRNA aminoacylation
Cellular component (GO): cytoplasm; phenylalanine-tRNA ligase complex
Molecular function (GO): phenylalanine-tRNA ligase activity; magnesium ion binding; ATP binding
Source: RefSeq, a predicted model, not a curated record
AGUUUUGAGACUCUGGCCACUAACCAGAUCUAUUUUUUGUAGCUGGCCAACUUAGAAAAGUAAUUGCCCACCCCUGGCCUAAAAGAUGAUGCAACUUUGGGAAAUGUGAUAUUGUGGCACCAUUCAAUUACUAUUGACAUGCCACCAAUUAAAAAAUAAAUAGCGGUCAGCCCUGUAAAUUAAUUUAUUAAUUUUUUAUAUCUAACAUUUUUAAAUUUUGUUUAUAAAGAACGACGUUUUAUAAAGGAAUCAAAAUAUAUUCAAACAUGGAUAUGCCACUGGUAUGACUUCGGUUCCUCCCAUUUUCAUAAACGCCACAAGCGUUCCACAUCUACAAUACAUGCAGAUUUUGACUUGCGAGUAUUUUGGGCGUUAAUUAAUGUUUGAAAAUGCCGACUAUAAGUGUGAAUCGGGAUUUGUUGCAUAAAUGGCUUGGAAAAGAAUAUUCGGAAGAAGAAUUUGAUGAACUAUGUUUCGAAUAUGGUCUCGAACUUGAUGAAGUUACGUCCGUGAAGGAGCAGAUACAAAAAGAGCAAGGGGAAGCAAAGGCAGAAGGUGCCUCAGAUGACGUUAUAUAUAAAAUUGAUGUCCCCGCUAACAGGUACGACCUGUUGUGCAUGGAAGGCCUUGCUAGAGGUCUUAAAGUGUUUUUAAAACAGAUUGAACCACCUCGUUAUGUGUGCUCCUCUCCUCCUGAUUUGAUAAAAUUGAACCAAUCACUUGCCACACUAGAAGUUCGAGCAGAAGUAGUAGCAGCUGUUUUACGAAACAUUUCUUUUACACAAGAACGAUAUGAAAGUUUCAUUGACUUGCAGGACAAACUUCACCAAAAUAUUGGCAGAAAGCGUAGCCUUGUUUCCAUCGGCACUCAUGACUUGGACACAAUACAAGGUCCGUUUUUAUAUGAUGCUAGAAAGCCAACAGAUAUAAAAUUCAAAGCUCUCGGCCAAACAAAAGAGUACACUGCUGUUGAGUUGAUGGAAUUGUACUCUAAGGAGAGUCAUUUGAAAUCAUAUUUGCCGAUUAUUCGUGACAAACCUGUUUAUCCAAUAAUUUACGAUAGUAAGGGAGUGGUACUUUCGAUGCCCCCAAUCAUAAAUGGUGAACAUUCAAAAAUCACUUUGAACACCAAAAAUAUAUUUAUUGAAAUCACAGCGACGGAUUUGACAAAGGCAAAAAUAACUCUGGAUACGAUUGUAGCGAUGUACUCGGAAUAUUGCGAUAAACCAUUCAUAAUUGAACCCGUUGAAAUAACAAGACCGGAUGGAAAGAAACUCAUCACACCGGAAUUGAAAUAUCGAAAAGAAACUGUUUCUGCUGAAUAUAUCAAUAAUAAAAUCGGCAUCAAACAAAGUGCAGAACAGCAUGCUGAUUCACUAACAAGAAUGUGUUUGAAAUCUAAGGUUUUACCAGAAAAUGGCAAAAUUGAAGUUGAAAUUCCCCCGACAAGAUCCGACAUCAUGCACGCUUGUGAUAUUAUGGAAGAUUGUGCUGUAGCAUAUGGAUUCAACAACAUUGCCUUCACCUUUCCUAAAUCUGUUACUAUUGGAGCUCAAUUUAAACUAAACAAGCUGACAGAUUUAUUGAGAAUCGAUAUGGCUGCAGCUGGAUUCACAGAGGGAUUGUCUUUUGCUUUGUGCUCGAAAGACGAUGUAGGAAGAAAAUUACGGGAUGGCGUUAAAGAUAUCCAUCCUGUUCACAUCAGCAACCCAAAAACAUUGGAAUUUCAAGUCACGCGGACCUCUCUUCUACCUGGAUUACUAAAAACUGCUGCUUCUAACAGAAACAUGCCACUCCCGAUGAAACUCUUCGAGAUACAAGAUAUUAUUUUUAAGGAUAGCACUGCAGAUACAGGAUCAAGGAACAGAAGACACCUGGCUGCUAUUUACUACAACAAAACCCCUGGAUUUGAAGUAAUCCAUGGCCUACUUGAUCGAAUCAUGCAAUUAUUGGAUAUAAAACCAUCAGAUGAAAUAGGACCAGAUAAAUACAAGAUCCUGGCUGCUGAGAACUCUGCCUUCUUCCCAGGACGGUGUGCUGAUGUUAUGAUAAAUGGAAAAUCUGUAGGAAAGAUGGGAGUUCUACACCCAGAAGUUAUCACCAAUUUUGAACUUGUUUAUCCAGCAUCAGCAUUAGAUCUUGAUUUGCAAUAUUUUUUGACAUAAUUUAUUUAUUGUAAUUAAUGUGGUGAUGUCAUAUAUUUAAGUGUUUGUAGCUGCUCUUAUGCAGAGUUUUGGAAAAUUAUUGAGCGAAGAUGGUCGACGCUGUUUUAAAAAUCCUAUAAUGUAUUAAUUUUUCCUCAAAAAUGUUAAAUGCGGUUUACCUCAGGCCCUGUCCAUUGAGCCGAUCACAAACAAUCCUAUCCUUUUCUGAAAAUGUGUACCUAAACAUUUUGUUAAAAUUUCACUACGGAAUACAGAAUUGCAAUUAUG